This is a messenger RNA of Nematostella vectensis (starlet sea anemone), 3494 nucleotides long. RefSeq names its product PC3-like endoprotease variant B. The record is from RefSeq and is a predicted model, not a curated record. Gene Ontology annotation, biological process: protein processing. The transcript has 15 exons. Lineage: Eukaryota; Metazoa; Cnidaria; Anthozoa; Actiniaria; Edwardsiidae. Gene Ontology annotation, cellular component: Golgi membrane; trans-Golgi network. Gene Ontology annotation, molecular function: serine-type endopeptidase activity. Bases 101 to 2683 code for a protein of 860 amino acids.
CACAAGAGGCCCAGCGGACAGAUCAGACUUACUAAAUACUCUCCAACACAAACACUAAACAAUGUCACCAAGAACAUAGAAUUUCUAGCAAAAAUACAAAAUGAUGACCCCCAAAUGGGGCUAUCUUAUAGUACUAGCGAUUUUUGUAAUUCAUUUUAGUGUUUUAGAUUGCAAACCAUCUAGGAAAUUCCACAAACGAGGAAAAACACGAAGAAAAUUAACUCGAGAGGAAUGGAAGCAAUUACAUAAAUUUGAGGACGCGCUAAAAAGCGAGGAUGGGAAAUUGAUGUUCACUAAUUCCUGGGCUGUCCAGUUGGACUCUGCGGAGGUUGAAGCUGCUGAUAGAAUCGCUGCAAAGCACGGGUUUACAAACUUGGGCCAGGUUGGCUCAUUAAAGGGGUACUAUCACUUCAAGCACGUGCAUAAGCCAGGAAACAGAGCACGACGGGAAUUGCACGUGCACGAGAAAACUAGGCUUCUUAUGCAGGAGGACGAGGUAUUGUGGGCUCAGCGACAACACGUCUUAGCAAGAACUAGAAAAUACAUAGUCCCACAUGACCCAAAGUUCCAUGAUCAGUGGUAUCUGUUUAACGAUGGCCAGUCGACGGGCCCCGCCGGAGUUGAUAUCGAUGUAGUGCCCGCGUGGAACAGGAACAUCACGGGAAGGGGGGUGGUGGUCAGUAUCCUUGACGACGGGGUUGACCACACCCAUCCUGACCUGAGGGACAACUUCGACCAGAAAGCAAGCUACGACUUUAAUGAUAUGGACCCUGAUCCAAGACCACGUGAUUCAGACCCUGAUAACUGUCAUGGAACAAGAUGCGCAGGCGAGGUCGCAGCGGCAAAUAAUGACGUGUGUGGAGUAGGCGUAGCUUAUAAUGCUAAUAUAGGCGGAGUGCGCAUGCUCGACGGCCAGGCCACGGAUGUGUUAGAAGGCAGCUCCCUCAGCUUCCAGUCGGCCUACAUAGAUAUCUAUAGCAACUGUUGGGGCCCGAAGGAUGACGGGAAGACUUUUGGGAAACCGGGCAAGCUCGCUCAAGAAGCACUUAUGCAGGGGGCGCUUAAGGGUCGUGGUGGUAGAGGUAACAUCUAUGUAUGGGCAACUGGCAAUGGCGGACUGACGGAUGAUGACUGUAAUUGUGAUGGCUAUACUACAAGUAUCUAUACCAUCUCUAUUGGCUGUAUCGGUGAUCACGGGCUAUCGGCCUACUACACAGAGUUGUGCUCGUCAACGCUUGGUGUCACAUUCAAUGGAGGUUCACACAGAGAAAGAGAGGAAAACAAGAUGGUAACGACAGAUCUACAUCACAAGUGCACGGAGGAAUUCAAGGGCACGUCAUCUGCCGCACCUCUUGCCGCCGGCAUGAUCGCGCUAGUCCUGGAGGCCAACCCUAACUUGUCCUGGCGUGACGUACAGCAUCUCGUGGUCGAGACUGCGCAGGUCACAAGUCCUGUGGACGAGGGCUGGAUGAAGAAUGGCGCCGGUUACCAUUUUAACCAUAAGUUCGGCUUUGGAAGAUUGGACGCUGACGCGAUGGUAAAGCGAGCGAAGACAUGGAAGAGUGUCGCGCCUCAGCGAAUAUGUCAUGGUCCCUCUAGCAGCACCCAGCAGGAGAUCCCUACUGGCGGCACGCUAUCCAUCACCAUAGAUACGAUCGCGUGCAGCGGCACUGACAAGAUGUUGACCAAGCUAGAGCACGUUACGCUGACUGUCAGCUUCCAGCAUCGCAGGCGCGGGGAUGUCAGUAUCGACCUAUUCUCACCGAGCGGGACUAGGAACGAGAUGCUGUCCACCCGUCGCUAUGACGACUCGAAAAACGGUCUUCACGACUGGACCUUCAUGACCGUGCAUAACUGGGGCGAGAAUCCCAAGGGGGAGUGGGUGAUGAACGUGACUGACAAUCUUUCCGCCCUCAGCAAGGGCGUGGAUCCUAACGGCUACGUGCAGCACGACACCAGCAAACAGGAAGCGGAUGUGGAGGACCUGGAGGAGGAGGUUAUUGAUGACGAAAAGAAAACCCAGGAGCUAGAGGCACAAAAACAAGGAAAAAAUGGCAAGAAACAAAGCGACCUGGAUGUACCGUACCCAGAAGGGGUCAAGAAAAACCGGGUACCGGACAACGGACAGGCCUGGUCGGACAACGAUCCAGGAAGCUAUAUGGGUUACCCUGGAAACAUGUACAGUCCCGAGUACGAUCCGAAUAUCAUGAACCAAAUGAUGAGCGAAGGGGGGUACCCUGAGGGUCCCAACCCUUAUGUCGCAUUUAACCCCUUCGGGGGAGGGAUCGGCACAAUUGAGAGUGAAGGCCCGAAUGUUGACGCAACAACUAAAGACACAAUAGUCGAUAACAAUUCGGACAACGGUGAUACUAGCGAUCAAGUUUACGGGUAUGACCGAUUUGCAUACGAUGAUACUCCGAAAAGCAGAGCGGCUCCGAAAAUUGGCCGACAGAGGGUCCAGGUGACAUCGGAAGAGACGGGAUCUCAGCGAGUACAGGUUAAUAACGGAUUCCAGGAGGAGUUCGUGCCGGGACUAAACCCCGAGAGCGGGAGAAUCAGCUCCGGAGUACUCUUAGAGUGGAGGUUGACAUUCUACGGGACGGGGCCUGGAAACUCGGACGAUGACAGUGAUGACGAUAUUGAGUCCAAUAAUUCCGGGACUGAGACAGUGGUGGAAUUAUAGUGAGAGGAGAGUGUCAUGUACUUUAAAGGGAAGGUUCCGCUGUGUGGUGGAAUUAUAGUGAGAGGAGAGUGUCAUGUACUUUAAAGGGGAGGUUCCCCUGCGUCUAAGGAGCAUAGGGGCAUAGGCGCAAAAGACAAGGGGGCUGGCCUCCGGGGUUGUAAAUUGCAAGGAGUGGUUUACGAUGCAUUAUAACAUCGUAAAUAUAGAGCGUUAGAAAGAUAGAGCUAUUGGGGCUGGCCUCCGAGAAACUCAUGAAAAAUGAGCUUCCCCACCCACUCCCCCUACACAAUACUACCAACCCCUCCCCUAUUAUUUGACUCAGGAAGGAGGGGGUGGGGCUGCACAUCGAGUUUUUAUCAACACUACUUCUUGUGUUAAAAGACCGGCGUCUGAUGUCUGCAAAUGCAGCACUCAAAUGGAUUUGAAUUAUGUAUUAUUGAUGUUACCGCUGUCAAGUGACCCAAACAACAAUAUAAACAGGAAUUAUGCUUGAUGAUAGAGGAAAAAUACACAAGAAACUAUAUCCCUGAAGACAGGCAGAAAUCAUUGCUCAAAGGGCUUAUAUGUCAUUAAUAAGAGGAUAGCGGAAUUCUAGCAUUGCAUUCGGCGCGUUUUUUUCUCUCUACGCCAUUAUUUGUCAGUUUUGCUAUGCUUUAGUCGUUCCUUGCGGUUGGGUUGCAUAAGUUUCUCUAAAAAAGGAAAGAGAUACGCAAAUAAAAUACAAUAUUUUGUAAAUAAAAGCGUUUUUGAUGUGAUUUUCUAUUAUAAUCAUCGAUGAGUUUGAUUUAAUAAAUUAUCUUCUUAUAAACGA